Messenger RNA from Salvelinus sp. IW2-2015, 2855 nucleotides. RefSeq names its product ral guanine nucleotide dissociation stimulator-like 1 (gene rgl1). Gene Ontology annotation, molecular function: guanyl-nucleotide exchange factor activity. Gene Ontology annotation, cellular component: plasma membrane. The record is from RefSeq and is a predicted model, not a curated record. Lineage: Eukaryota; Metazoa; Chordata; Actinopteri; Salmoniformes; Salmonidae. Gene Ontology annotation, biological process: Ras protein signal transduction; positive regulation of GTPase activity.
CCAUUCAACAGAGGACUGGGAAAGAGGGGAGAUUGAAAGAGAGGAGGAGGAUUUGAGAGAGGGGGACAACACAGACAAGAGAGCUGUGACGGAUUGUGUAGUGAAGAAAAUAUUUUACAGAGCAGGACAGCACCGUAUGUCGCUGGGGACUGGAAACAUUUAUUGCCUGGGUUGACUGUUUAUACCGUGUUCUGAUGCAGUCCCCGGAUCAUGAGAGAAGCGCUGACCAUGAGAUUCGCCUGGAAAGCUAAGAUGAGCUCGGUGCAGGACUGGGGGGAGGAAGUGGAGGAGGGAGCAAUAUAUAACGUGACACUGAAGAGGGUCCAGAUCCAGCAGGCUGCCAACAAGGGAGCAAGAUGGCUGGGGGCGGAGGGGGACCGGCUGCCCCCUGGCCACACAGUGAGCCAGCUGGAAACCUGUAAGAUCCGGAGUAUCCGGGCGGGAACGCUGGAACGGCUGGUGGAGACCCUGCUGACGGCGUUCGGGGACAAUGACCUCACUUACACCAGCAUCUUCCUGUCCACGUACCGCGCCUUCGCCAGCACACACACCGUGCUGCAGCUGCUGUUGGACAAAUAUGGAAUUCCAGAGGAUAGUGAAGGACAGAUGGAGCGAUGUAGACCCUCUGAAACCAAAGGAGCCGUUCGAACUGCCCUGGCCUCCAUCCUUCGAGUCUGGCUGGACCAGUGUCCAGAGGACUUCCAGGAGCCUCCAUCUUACCCCUGCCUCCACAGAGUCAUGGCCUAUCUACAGAGGGCCCUGCCUGGAUCGGAGCCCAUUCGUAGAGCCCAGAGUCUACUGGGGCAGCUACAAGCCGAGGCCAGUCUGGAUCCAGACUCCGAGGGUUUCUCCGGCGGUUUCCAUGGAAACAGCUCCUUCUGCCUGGGUGAGGAUGAGGAAGUGGAGAUCGAGGUCCAGGAAGAUUUCCUGUCAUUUGAUGCAGAUUUGGUGGCCGAGCAGCUAACCUAUAUGGAUGCGUUGUUGUUCAAGAAGGUGGUUCCUCACCACUGCCUGGGUUCCAUCUGGUCCCAGAGGGAUAAGAAGCAAAACAAGCACAGUGCUUCCACCAUCCGUGCCACCAUCACCCAGUUCAAUGCUGUGGCAGCAUGUGUGGUCAGCACCAUACUGCACCGACGCCAGAUCCGCCCGCACCUCAGGGCACGGGUCAUCCAGCGCUGGAUAGACGUCGCUCAGGAGUGUCGCAUGCGUAAGAACUUCUCCUCGUUGCACGCCAUCGUAUCUGCACUGCAGUCCAACCCACUCUACAGACUGAAGAGGGCCUGGUCCUGCGUGCACAAAGACGGCAUCUCUACGUUCGAGGAACUAUCAGACAUCUUCUCAGAUCACAACAACUACCUGACCAGCCGAGAGCUGCUGAUGAGGGAGGGCACCUCUAAGUUUGCCAAUCUGGAAGGCUGUGCUAAGGAGCACCAGAAACGCAUUCACAAACGACUCCAGCUGCAGAAGGAAAUGGGUGCCAUGCAGGGGACGAUACCUUACCUGGGCACCUUCCUGACAGACCUGACCAUGCUAGAUACUGCUCUACCAGACCUAGUAGAGGGUGGGCUCAUCAACUUUGAGAAGAGGCGGAGGGAGUUUGAGGUGAUUGCUCAGAUCAAGCUGCUGCAGUCUGCGUGUAACAGCUACUGUCUGAGUGCUGACGCUGCCUUCCUGCACUGGUUCAAGAGCCAGCCCCAGCACAGCGAGGAGGAGAGCUAUGCUAUGUCUUGUGACAUUGAAGGAGUGGGAGACAGCAGUCCUACUUCACCCAAACCUCGCAAGAGUAUGGUCAAGAGACUUAGCCUACUGUUUCUGGGUGUAGACUCCUCGGCAGCGAGUUCCCCGUUGAGGGAAACACCUCGGUCGCCCCCUACUGGCAGCUCUGGGGAGAGCAUGGACUCAGUAAGUGUGUCGUCUAGUGACUCCAGCCCUUCAGAAAGCGAUGGCAUGGCCAUGACACCUAUACACACCUCCGACACUCAGCAGAACAAGUUGUCCGAGUCUUCUUCCUGUACUUCUCUCCACUCCAUGGACACUACCUCAUCAUCAGCCAGUGUUCCAGUGACCCCGGCCUCUCCCUCUCUCCCCGGGCCACCCUGCAUGCACCGUCGCUCUGUCUCCCUGACACCCAUGUCCCCCUCCUCCCCCCUGCCCCCUGCCUACAACACCCAGGCCCAGGACGCCUGCAUCAUCAGAGUCAGUCUGGAGCAGGGCAAUGGCAACCUCUACAAGAGCAUCCUGUUGACGAGUCAGGAUAAGACUCCAGCAGUGAUCUCUAGAGCUGUGGCCAAACACAACCUGGAGAGUGAGCCUGGGGAGGGAUACGAGCUGGUGCAGGUCAUCUCUGAGGAGAGAGAGCUGGUGAUUCCAGACAACGCCAACGUCUUUUACGCCAUGAACACCUCAGCCAAUUUUGACUUCCUGCUGCGCGUGCGAGGCACCGCGGGGAGGCCGGUCCAGCUGAGAAGUCGCUGCGCCUCCACACUCCCCCGUGCCCAGCAGCGCUCCAGCCUGUCUCUGCGCCUCAGCAAGGUCACACUGUGACUCCCAGGACAGGGGCACAAGGACUGGAGGGACCACAGACAGGAGGGGGUGGGAGACUGAGAAGAACCAGGGAUGGGGGAGUGAGAUUUAAUGUGACUCUGAAUACACUAUUCCCAAAACCCCUGUCCCCAAUCGGACCCCCACCUCUCAGUGCCCACAUACAUCCCCCAACUCCAGAAGCAGCCUGUGGCCUUCCAAUCCCUGUCCCUGCCACCCCCUAACCCCUAUGGACUAUUAUGGAUGUGUAGUGGGACUUCAGUGCCAAUUAGAAUAUAGAUGCUUUUGGCAGAGCGAGACAGUGCCCCCCCCCC